AUGACCCAGGAGCGGGAUGCCGCACGGCAAGAAUUGGACCAGCUGCUGGCCUUGGAUGCCCUCCGAGAGACACCGGAGCAGCGCAUGGAGGAAGUGAGUCGUUUGCGGGAGGAGCUUGGCGAAGUGGCCGCCAUUGCCUCACAAAACGAAGAGGAGCGUGAUGCUUGUCGAAAGGAGCUGGAUGAACUGAAAACCGACAAGGUGCCUAACUUAUUGCAGGAGUUGCAGUCAUCGAAAGAGGCGCACCAAAUAACCUGUAGCGGUUUGGAAGCUGAGCUCCAAAAGUGGAAGUCAGAAGUUGAAAAGAAGGCCAACAUAGUCUCUGAGCAGGUGGAGGAGAUCCUCCAAUGCCAAGACCAACUGGACCACAACAAGCUGGAAGCAGAGAAGGCUGCAGCGACCAUUGCAAUGCAGACCCUGGAGCUAAAUAGAUGGAAGAAGGAGGUGGAGAACAAUGCCCUCUUGCUGUCGCAGCAAGCUCAGGAGUUGGAGCAGUGCUAUUCAGAACUGGAGCUGCGCAAGAAACAGGGAAAUGAGAAGAGCGCGGCAGCUUUAGCGAAGCGAAUCGAGGCUGAAGAGGAGUUGGAAUGCUUCAAGAGAAAGUAUCAAAAGAAUUUGGCCGUGAUGUCCCGACAAGAUAAGGAACUCGAAGCGUGCCAAGCAUCAGUGGACUCCUGGAAGGCUGAAGCUGAGGGACACCUCCAGGUCAUCUCGGAGCAACUCGAGGAGCUUCGGUCUGCCAAAGAAGAGUUUGAAAUCAUGAAGCAGCAGAAGGAGGACGUCGUGGCCAGCGCAUCUAAACAGCUGGAGGAGCUCCGUGCCUGUUGCAGCGCUGCAGAGACAGCUCAAGCUCAGCUAACCAAAGUGUCGCAGGAGCUAGCUGAGUGCAGAGCGAACGCGGAUCAGUUGCGUGCUGCUGAAGCAAUGCGCCUGGCAGAGAUGUCCCAGAUUGCUAAGGAGCGUGACGAGUACUGCGCGCAAGCAGAUGAACUGCGCGCAUCUGCUGACACGCACCUUCUGCGGAUAUCCACGAAAUCCCAGGAUUGGCGUGGCACGCGCUUGCGCACGCAGAAGUCGCCUCGCUUGUGCACGUGGAAAACUCCUCGCUUGUACACGCGCAAGUUGGAAGGAUGA
Durusdinium trenchii is the source of this 1134-nucleotide messenger RNA. The record is from the annotation of a GenBank genome assembly. NCBI's taxonomy places the organism in Eukaryota, Dinophyceae, Suessiales, Symbiodiniaceae.